This is a messenger RNA of Platichthys flesus (European flounder), 652 nucleotides long. Its product is annotated as placenta-specific protein 9-like. The record is from RefSeq and is a predicted model, not a curated record. Lineage: Eukaryota; Metazoa; Chordata; Actinopteri; Pleuronectiformes; Pleuronectidae. The coding region runs from base 88 to 489 and encodes 133 amino acids. The transcript is spliced from 3 exons.
CAACCAAGGGAAGGAGGGAAAGGAGCAGAGAGCGAGAGAGUGAACACAGGAAGAACACAGGGAGAUUUGUGGAGGAGAAGAAAGUGUAUGAUUUUUUUCCAAGAUUCAGGGCUCUCCUCCUUCUUUUUUUGCCUCUCACACACUCAUCAGUUUCUGUCGUCAGCUGCUCGCCAGGUCUCCCUCCUCACCAUGAUCCAGUCCCCCACCUCCUCCAUUGGACUCCUCCUCCUCCUGAUUGGCUACGCUGCGGCAGGUCCCGAGCCUGACCUGCGGCCUCGAGCGCUGCGUACAAGUGCCUGUCAGGAGCACACCAACCUUCACACCCGGCUGGAUGUAGUGGAGAAGAAGGUGGAGGACACCAUGGAGAAGUUGGAGGUUGAGCUUGCUGCUCUUCUGGACACUAUUGACGCACCAAAGUGGCGCCCCCUGUUGGACACUGCAGGACAGACAACAGUGGACAUCCUGGAAGAACCAUCACAAAGGGGCUAAACCAAAACCAACCACAUAUCCACGUGGGCGGGACUUAACAAGGCUCUUAAUUUGGACUUUGAAGGAUUUCAUCUGUUUCCAUGACAUAAUGCAACUCUUUUUAUACAUUGUGUGGAUACAUAUACUGUAUCUGUAAAUAAAAAUUACUUUUUUUUAUCUUGAA